UGCUUGGAAGGGUUCUGCUAGGCUUGGCCAACUGCUUCACCCUGCGGUGUCCCAGGCGCCUCCCCGCCUAGGCUUUGGCUAUAGGCCGGGGUCGGCGGAUAAUCUAACCGUAGGCUCCAGGUGGUGCAUUCUCCGACACUUGGACAGGACAAGGAAUAUAUAUUGGGCUGUUGACCAGGCGGGGCUAUGAACAGUCAUUUUUGGAUACCUUCUUGCGACAAACAACCCUUCCCUACCUCCACACGUGCCAAGCACCACCAAGGAACGCCAGGCAAGCAGAAGUUUGUGCAUACUGUAAUACUGUAUAACGACGAUCUUAAACAUGUGUUGAAACCGCUCAGGUGAUGCUGAUUCUUAUGUCUGAUGGCAUCCAUGGCAGUGUGUCAGACCUGGAGGCGGUCCGUUUGGCCAGUGGACCUUUACGGGAGGGAGGUCGCGAGGCGCCGGAGAAGGCGGCACGCCUGCUAGUGGAGGCGGCGCACACACGGGAUCCGAUGGACGACAAGACAGCGUUGGUGAUUUGGUUUGGUGAGAAGCCCGACAACCCCACUAGCACCGCCCUGAAUGCUCCGGAGGAGGAAGACCUCUUCGUGGCGGGCGAGGCUGCUGGGCGAGAAACCGUCGAGGUGGAGGCUCCAGUGGCUGCGGUGCAAGAAGAUGACAUGUUUGCAGAUGGAGCGGAUCCCAUGGAGAUGGCGCUGUUGGACGACAUUUUCGGUGCCUAUGCCAGAGACAUGGGUGUGGACAUGGACGGCACCUCCAAAGACCAAAAGCGGAAAGCAGAGGAGGUCAAGGAGAAGCGCAAAGGCAGCUCCAAGGCGGCCAAGAAGGUCUUUUAAUGAGCCAUGGCGGGCGCGCUUUUGUGUGUGAAUGGACUCUUGGCCGAAAAGGUUCAGGGAUUCAUUGCGCAUCCUUGUGCUGAUGUCUCCCAAAUUGAAAUCAAUUGUUGAAGCUGCAGUAUUGCCAGCAAGUGGACGAAGAUGCCUCGAGGGGUCAAACAUGC
This is a messenger RNA of Durusdinium trenchii, 1003 nucleotides long. NCBI's taxonomy places the organism in Eukaryota, Dinophyceae, Suessiales, Symbiodiniaceae. The record is from the annotation of a GenBank genome assembly.